Molecule: messenger RNA, 519 nt
Organism: Mesorhabditis belari
Lineage: Eukaryota; Metazoa; Nematoda; Chromadorea; Rhabditida; Rhabditidae
Source: the annotation of a GenBank genome assembly
AUGAAAGGAAUCCUCUUUUUGACCUUCGUUUCUGUGGCUUUUGCCUGCGAUGCAUGGCCAAAUGGAACCGAAAAAGCUUAUACUUGGUGGUCUUCGUGUGGCGGUCCGGUACAAUACUAUUCAGCUAAAAUUACAGAUCUGAAUGGCAAAGAGGAAUACCCGAUUCGUUUGACGGAGCCCAUUGUUGUCACCGUUGAUGCGGAUAAUCAGGGAAAAGCUUACGAUGAGCCAAAUUUGCGUGCCACGGUGAAUCUCUGGUCGUGGGUGGUCAAUUCUUGCGGUUGGACCGCAGUUCCGACCUUGGGACUUCUCUCCGAUCUGGAUGCAUGUGAAGAGGGAGUGCCAUGUCCUGUGAAAACCGGCCGUCAAACUCUUCCACUGACGAUGGAUUUCACCAAAUUUGACAGUAUCAUUAAGCUGCUCAAAGACGAUCAACCCUAUCAAAUUCAACUACAGCUCAAUGACAAACUCUCUGGAGACAAAACUUGUGUGACGGCUCAAGCGAGAUGCAGGACUAAA